AUGUUGGACACCAUAAAUGUGAAUGGGACAACAGUGGACGAUCCAAAAGAGAUAAGACAAGUGGUGUACAAUCAUUUCAAGGAAGUUUCCAAAGAAUAUUGGAGGGACAGACCCAAAAUAACUGGAUCCUUUAAUGGAUCCUUUAAUGUCAUCCCACAAUGUUAUAUUUUAGAAGUAUUAGAAAAAGAGUUUACAGAAGCAGAAGUGUGGAAAGUGGUAAAAAAAUGUGAUGGGAACAAGGCCCCAGGCCCGGAUGGCUUCAAUUUAAUCUAUAUUCAAAAGGGCUGGCAGGACAAGGCAACAAGUCUAAAUGAGUACAGACCAAUUAGUCUCAUCGGCUCUAUUUAUAAAAUUCUUUCAAAGAUCCUAACUAAUAGAUUGAAGAAGGUACUUUCAGAGAUCAUCAGUGAAGUCCAAACAGCUUUUCUGGGGGGUAGAAAUGUAAUGGAUGGUAUUCUGAUUGCUAAUGAGGUAGUGUAUUGGUGGAUGAAGAACAACAAAAAAGCUAGAAUCUCAAUUCUAGUAAAUGGGUCUCUAGCAGAAGAAUUCUCUCCACAAAAAGGUUUAAGGCAAUGUGAUCCCCUCUCACCUUUUUCAUUUAAUAUUGCUGCAGAAGGGUUGAACAUUUUGUUAACAAGAGCUAAAGACUUGGGCCUAGUGAAAGGAACAAGAAUUGGUGUAAAUGAUUUUAACAUAUCCCACCUUCAGUUUGUUAAUGACACUAUUAUUUUUUGUGAAGCUGAAUGGGAGGAGAUUGUAAAUAUAAAAAGAAUCCUUAGGUGUUUUGAGGUGAUGUUUGGCUUGAAGAUAAAUUUUCAUAAGAGUGUAGUUUGUGGUAUUGGGGUUUCAGUUGAGUUGGUUGAAGAAUUUGCUGCAAAGCUAAAUUGUUCACAUCAAAAUUUACCAUUGAAGUACCUAGGUCUGCCAUUGGGUGCCAACCCAAGAAUAAAAGCAUUUUGGAAACCAAUUUUGGAUAAGUAUAAGGUGAAGCUUGCUGGUUGGAAAAGAAAGGUACUAUCUUUUACUGGGAGGAUAACAAUGAUUAAAGCUGUGACAUCCAAUCUUCCUCUUUAUUAUAUGUCCAUUUUUAGAAUACCUGUGGGGGUUGCUAAAGAAAUAGAGAAUGUUCAAGCUAAUUUUUUGUGGGAAGACACAGAAGUGAGACGAAAAGUUCACAUUGUCAAGUGGAAAGAGUUAACAAUUAAUAAAGCUAAAGGUGGACUGGGAAUUCAUGACAUCAGAAUUGUGAAUUCUUGCUUACUACUGAAAUGGUGGUGGAGGUUUGGAUUUGAAAAGAAUGCUUUGUGGAAAAAUCUUAUAUGCAGCAAAUAUAAGACUGAAGGGGGGAAAUAG
Camellia sinensis is the source of this 1353-nucleotide messenger RNA. Lineage: Eukaryota; Viridiplantae; Streptophyta; Magnoliopsida; Ericales; Theaceae. The record is from RefSeq and is a predicted model, not a curated record.